CUUAGGACCUAAGCACCCUAAAAGUACCAACUCCCAUCUGAUUUUGGAAGCUAAGCAGAGUCAGCCAUAGUUCGUACUUGGAUGGAGCUGCAGGCUGAGUUGUUGUUUUUAACAGAAAAUGUCCAGCAAGAAAAAGCCAUCAGGAGCAUUUAAUCAUAAAAGGAAGUUGCAGCAUUGCAAAGAAGAGGAGAAUCAAGCUAAGGCAUUGAAAGCUAAGGCACUGACUUCACAAACGUGUGCUACAAGAAACAUAGAGACAACUAAAUUGACUGAAUCAGAUCAUGACGAUGAUAACAAGAUACCAAUAUCUGAGCUUCUACCUGGACCAUCAACAAGUCAAGACCAUCUGACCGUGACUACAGCAACACCAUUAGCACCUUCAAUUAUUGGUUGUGACAUAACUGGGACCGACACUGAAGAUGUGGGUGAUGAUUUAUUAGCUGCAGUCCUGCCAUCUCGUAGUCAGCAAACCAUUGAAACUGAACUAAACAGAAACCCAUUAUCGUUGAUUUCAAAUGAUUAUGGAGAGUGGCCACCCAAAAUACAUGACGAGGUACGAAAAAUACUUGUGGAACGAGGACCUCAGCAAGUCACUGACAAAGAUUUUCCUCAGGACGCUAAGGUCUUGGAGUUGCAGCUUGGAAGAGAAAUGGAUGAACGGGAGGCAUCAGCACCCAAUAUAAAGGAAGGACCUGAAAAGAGGAAAGAAAUUCCUCCCUUUGCCCAAGGAAACACUACAGGAGUGGUCUUGUUUACGAAAGGCCCGGUCCAAUAUAAGGAAGAGCCAGAGGAAGGAUCCCAAAAGAGUUGGGAGUCACACUGGCAGGAAUUCCUGAACACGGUGGAGUCUCGGUGCCACCAGACUGAUCAGUCAGGACCACUUCAUUCUUGGCCAGAGGAGGACACAAAGACAUUUCAAACCUCCUUAAAGCGAUCAGCAGAUGGCAUCCCUCAGUCAGGAGAAGAGGAUGGAGUCCAAACCCACUGUGAUGAUGGCCCGGUCGCUGAUGAAGACCAGGUAUUUUGCCUGAAAGUGGAGGAGGAGGAGGAAGAGGAUGAAGAAGAAGAAGCGGAGCAGAAACAGAAGCAAUUCAAUCUGUUGGGCUUCCAAGGCGCCAAUGGGCAUCAAGAGGAAGACACGGCUGAACCAGUAGCUAGAGAAGGCCUUCUUCCAGCUCGAAGACCAGCCAAGCUUCCACGUAGGAUUGCGUAUUGGAGUGCCCAUGAGAUUAAUGCUCUCCUGGAUUACGUCCUGCAGUGCCAGCGGCUGUACAUACAGAGGGUGAUGGCAAGCACCAACUUGCGCACCAGAAACGUGUGGAUCGGGGCUUCCCGGGCCAUGGCCUUACGUGGCUUGAACAGAACCCCUGAUCAGUGCCACACUAAAUUUAAGGCACUGAAAGGGGCAUUCUAUCGGGCCAUGGAACGCCAUGGUGGCCUGGUGCCACGGAAGAUGCAACCACCCUUCUUUGCUAAGCUCCACCAGCUGUGGGAGAUCGGUGGCAGGGCGGAUUGGAGGGACCGGAGGCCUGUGGCAGAUGCAUACCAUCGCAAGGGGGGAGAAGGAGGAGAUUCCAGUUUGAGUGGCGAGGAAAGUGGCGAGGAGGAGAGGGUUCCCAUUGCUCCUGUGCCAGGGCAAGCACCCCAUGCAGCUGAACAUAGAGCUCUCCAGGAAGCAGUUAGUCUGCGCCAGCUACAGCAACAGCAAAGGGCAUUGGAGCAGCGGGUGAGUGCGAUCGAGAACACAUUUGCCAGACUGCAGGCGAACAUUCAGGAGCUCCUUGCCCGCCUUCCAGCACCACCCCCGCCCCCUCUACAAAACUAAAUGCACUACCCUCUGCCCUACCCACCCUGACCCAGCAGUAUCGAAAUGUUUUGACAGAAAAGUUGUAAAACAGUUGUAAAUAAAUUUAUUACUUUUUCAAAAA
Molecule: messenger RNA, 1928 nt
Organism: Anolis sagrei ordinatus
Lineage: Eukaryota; Metazoa; Chordata; Lepidosauria; Squamata; Anolidae
Source: RefSeq, a predicted model, not a curated record